ACCGCUCAUGGCGUCCAAAGCUGGAAGCACAACGCAUCCCCCUCACCCACCCGGUGAGCGUCAUCCUUGACCACGCCGAGGCGCAGGGCCUCAUUGUGAAGGAUCCCAGGUCAGAGGAGGAGGUAUUUGCGGUCCACAAAGGAGGGACAUACUGCAAGUACCACCGCCAGACAUCCCACAAGACCGAGGAUUGCACCACCUUGAAGAGGCACAUCGACGGCCUCGUCCGACAGGGGGAACUUUCCCAAUUUGUCAAGGGUGCCCCCAAGAGUAACACUUGGGUUAACCCUGGCAAAAGGGGGGAAGGAUCCUCCGGGAAAAAGAGGGAGAUCGGCGCCCUCAGUGAAGAUGAGGACGAAGAAGAGCCCCGCCAGAAGAAACAUCACAUUCACAUCAUCGUCGGCGGGAACACAGGGGGGGACUCGGCUACCCAACGGAAAAAAUGGGCUCAGUCCCUAUACGUUGGUGAGGUGUCCCACGCCCCCCCUCAGCCGAAGCGACGGAACGUGGAGGCCAUCACCUUCACCGACAAGGACCUCCCCUUCGGCCCCUUGCCCCACAGGGACGCCCUCGUCGUCAAAUGCGAGAUAGGCAAUAACAUCAUCCACCGCAACUACAUCGACACUGGCAGCUCCGUCAAUGUGAUGUAUGUUGAUACAUUCAGACAGCUGAAGUUGAAGAAAACCGAGCUCCGGCCGAUACGGACUCCGUUAUCCGGCUUCACCGGGGACUCUAUCGACGCCGAGGGCACGAUAGUGCUUCCCAUUGUGGUCGGUGACGGUACCUGUCAGGCAAAGAUUGACAUGGAGUUCGUGGUUGUCAACUUGGACAGCGCCCACAACAUGAUUUGGGGACGACCGGCCUUGGAGGACCUUGAGGCCAUCAUCUCCAUGAGACAUCUAUGCCUCAAGUUCCCCACCAAGGACGGCGUCGGCUACGCCAGAGGGAACCAGAAGAUAGCCAGGGCUUGUUACCUGAAGCUCACAAGGAAAAUCAAUGAAGCCGAGGAGCGGAUAGACACCAUCACCACCGCCUCGGCCGAAGAAGACACACCAAAGGCCGAACCGGUCGGAGACGUGGAAGAUGUUCCGUUGGACGUCUCCCGGCCGGAACGCACGCUGAAGAUUGGGACACAGCUCCCCCAACAGAUCUGAAGGGACGUCCUCUCUGUCCUGAGAGCGUACGCCGUCGUCUUCGCAUGGGGACCGGAGGACAUGCCGGGCAUCAGCCCAAAGGUAAUCACACAUCGGCUAUCGGUAAACCCGGCCUCCUCCCCCAUCAAACAGAAGAAGCGCUACCUCUCAGCUGACAGGAGGGAAUUUGUCAAGGCCGAGGUGGCCAUGCUGCUCUCCAUCAGGCACAUAAAAGAGGUGAAGUACCCCACGUGGUUGGCGAACGUCGUCCUCGCACCAAAGCCGCCCACGUUCAGAAUGUGUGUUGAUUACACUGACCUGAACAAAGCGUGCCCAAUGGACCCAUUCCCUCUCCCCAACAUUGAUCAGUUGGUGGACGAGACGGCGGGGUGCGAGUUGAUGUCGUUCCUCGACGCGUUCAGAGGGUACCACCAGAUAUCCAUGCAUGAAGAUGACGCGGAGAAGACUGCUUUCAUGACCCCGGAGGGCAUUUUUUGCUACCUCGUCAUGGCCUUUGGGCUCAAGAACUCCGGCGCCACCUACACAAGGAUGGUAGCCCGGAUUUUUAGAGCAGUCUUAGGUCGGACGAUGGAAGCAUACGUCGACGAUAUGAUCGUCAAGAGCAAACAAUCCACAACCCAUGCCGACGACCUCCGGGGCAUCUUCGAGAUCAUGAAGAAAUACAACCUCCGGCUCAACCCAAAGAAGUGCACCUUCGGCGUCCAGGGAGGUAAAUUCCUGGGGUACCUGGUCAGCCGAAGGGGCAUUGAAGUAAACCCGGAGAAGAUACAAGCCAUUAUCAACAUGGAGCCGCCCCGCAACAUCAAAGAAGUGCAACGGCUGACGGGACGCCUCGCGGCCCUGAACCGUUUCCUUUCAAAGUCCGCGGAAAAAUCGCUCCCUUUCUUCCAGAUAAUGAGGAAAGCCACCAGCUUCAAGUGGACGACGGAGUGCCAACAAGCCUUUGAAGAGCUGAAGCAAUAUCUCGCCUCCCCACCCGUCCUAUCCAAGCCCCAGCCCGGCGAGACUCUCUUCCUCUAUUUGGGGGUGAGCACGUCGGCCGUCAGCUCUGUACUCAUCAGGGAGGAUGACGGGGUACAGAAGGCAAUAUUCUACGUCAGCAAGACGCUGCGAGAGGCCGAGCUCAGGUACUCCCCCAUUGAGAAGACGGUCCUGGCCAUCGUCCACACGGUGAAGAAGCUGGGCCACUAUUUCCAAGCUCACCCCGUCCACAUCCUCACGCAUCAGCCGUUGGGCGCCCUCAUGAGGAGCCCGACCAGCUCUCCAAGGAUGAUCAAAUGGGCAAUAUUCCUGAGCCAGUACCAGAUUGAUAUCAAACCAAGGCCAUCUAUCAAAGGGCAAGCCUUGGCCGACUUUGUCACGGAAUGCACAGCGAGGGAGACGGCCGUCACCACCACCGGCCGUGAACCAGAUGAAGCCUGGACCCUCUUCACGGAUGGGUCAUCGGCCAACAAAGCAUGCGGGGGUGGCGUCGUCCUCAUCUCACCAGAAGGAUUCAGAGCGUACUACGCCAUCCGCUUCAACUUCAAGGUAUCCAACAAUGAGGCCGAGUAUGAAGCGCUCCUCAGCGGUCUCAGACUAGCCGCUGGCCUCAAAGCACGCCACGUCAGAAUCAAAUGCGACUCCAAACUCGUAGUGAGCCAGAUGGAGGGUUCCUACGAGGCCAAAGAAGGAAGGAUGAAGCAAUACAAGGAGGCCGCUGCGGAAUUGCUCAAGGCGUUCGACACCUACGAGAUCACUCAGAUCCCAAGGGCGGAGAACGCCGAGGCCGACAUCCUCUCUAAACUCAGCUCCGACACCCCUGAGCACAUCUCCAAGAUAGCUAAGGUGGAGGAGUUGAGCAUGUCAAGCAUUCACGCAAGUCCCAUACUCUCCAUACAGCACCAGCCGGAGGACUGGAUCACUGACAUCGCAACAUACAUCACCUCCGGCACGCUACCAGAAGACGAGGAAAGGGCCAAACUAGCCAAGCUCAGGGCUCCUAGCUAUGUCAUUGAGAGUGACAAGCUCUACAAAAGAUCAUACAAUGGCACCCUCCUCCGGUGCCUCCACCAGAAUGAGGCCGAAGUGGCCAUGGAAGAAGUCCACUGCGGCGUAUGCUCAUCUCAUCAGGGGCCCUUCAGCAUGUCGCGCCGCCUCGUCGUCCAAGGCUACUUCUGGCCGACGAUGGCACGCGAUUGUGCUGAAGUCGCCCGCAAAUGCAGCGCAUGCCAACACUACCAAAGGGCACCUGGUCGGCCGGCCGUCAACUACGCCCCGGUCAGCACUGCUAUCCCAUUUUCCAGAUGGGGCAUCGACCUCGUCGGCCCAUUACCAAGAGCUGCGGGCAACAACAGAUACAUCAUCGUCGCCAUCGACUACUUCACCAAAUGGGUCGAAGCCGAACCACUCGCACGCAUCACCGGAGCGCGGUGUCGAAAGUUCGUCUACAAAAACAUCCUCACCCGCUUCGGUGUGCCUCAGGAGAUCAUAUCUGACAACGGCACCCAAUUUGAAGCCGAACCGUUCCAAAGCCUCCUCCAAGAAUGGGGAAUCAAGCACCGUUUCUCCUCCGUUGCCUACCCUCAGGCCAACGGACAGGUUGAGAACGCCAACAGAACCAUCUUGGAGGGGUUAAAGAAGAAGCUCGAGGAAGAAGGCGGAAGUUGGGUCGACGAGCUCCCCAACGUCCUAUGGUCCUACCGAACUACUCCAAGGAGGGCCACCGGGGAGACGCCAUUCUCCUUGUGCUACGGCUUCGAAGCCAAGGCCCCCACUGAAGUCACCCUCCCCAGCCGACGGGUCACACAAUACGACCCCGAAGCCAAUGAAGAAACAAUGAAGAUCGACUUGCACCUCAUUGACGAAAGGCGGGAGAUGGCCUACCUCAGAGCGGAGAACUACAGACGACAAAUCAAAUCCUACUACGACGCCAAGGUCCGAUCUCGCGAAUUCCAGGUGGGGGACUACGUCCUCCGCCGAAGGGAAGCAAGCAAGCCGACGGAAGGAGGAAAGCUCGCCGUCAAAUAUGAAGGGCCCUACAUCAUCAGCGCCGUCAUCAAAGCCGGCACUUAUAAACUAAAAAACCCUAAUGGGUCAGAUGUACCACGAUUGUGGAAUGUACACCACCUGGUGAAAUUUUACCAAUAACUCGAGAAGUGGUGAAGCGGGCAACGUCCCCCACCCCUCGGCUUAUUGGUUGAAUAAAACACCCUCGGCAUAGCGCCACUUAUUGAAUAAAAUUCAUGUUUCAUCCAAUCUUUUAAGAUUUGAGCAAAAGAAACCCAAGGACCGCAUCGGCCUAAGCGGUGCAAUCACCCGGGACCGAUGCGACCUAAAAAGCCGUUGCAAUAAACAACGCACCUAAAGCCGUUGCAAUAAACAACGCACCUAAAGCCGUUGCAAUAAACAACGCACCUAAAGCCGUUGCAAUAAACAACGCACCUAAAUAUCGUAUCGGCACAAGCGGUGAAACACCCAAAUCGGCCGGCGAUAUGCAGGACGAAGGACCUGUGUGCAUGGUCCGACGUCUUCAAACGGAGAAGCAUACCGCGUCGUCCGCGCGGAAACCGCAGGACGACAGGCCUGAAUUAAGGCUGAGGUUACAAAAACUCCACCCGUCAGUAAAAUUUCACUCAGGACCACAAAGGGCGGCCGUCAAAAGACGAUGCCUAGUCCGGUCCCUCGUCGCCGAUAGACGUGGAAAGGCAAAAAAGGAUGCCACUGACACACCAAGCCGAGGGCGUAUUUACUCCCUCGCACUAAUCCACGCGAAAAGCGUAGCGGACAAACUACCGCACAUGGACGAAGGGAGAGUAACCCUUCGGCCACCUAAAAAAAAAAAAAAAAAAAAAAAAAAAAAAGGGAAGAGGGAAGCCGACGGACCGCGCACCCGCCGGCCUCGAGCAAAAAAUAAAAUCCCCACAAAAAACCAAAGCCUCAAAAUCGGCUAAGUACAUAUCAGGUUUCCACCUAAGAGGAAUACGAAGUGCACGCUUCGGCCUCAACCAUAGCAUCACAAAAGGGAAUCGCUUCGGCUUCGGUUAUACAAAACCACAGUCCAUUACUUGGACGAUGGGACGCAUCGUCUCCACGUAGCAAAACCCAAAUGACGAACCGAAGCAAAACAGCUCCAUCGAGGCAAGUGGGACACUUAGAACAUUUUCUAAGUCACACUACAAGAGAGACGAUGCGCUACCAUUCCAUAUCUGGGUAUCGCUUCGUCCUCAACACUUCAGGAUUAAGUUCCAAAAACCCGGGAAAGAUGUAAAGGCAAGAAACAUCCAGGCUUUCUUGCACCAGCCAAGGGAACACAUCGUUCAUACAACCGUAUACACAUGAAUGCAACCAAGACGUUGCGACCUCUGGCUAAAAGAUUCAACCAUCCUAAACGAGCAAAUCAAGUUUGAUGUUGGCACUUAGAAAAAAUUCUAAGGGAACUAGCCUACAUCGACACAUGGACGAUGGUCCGCAUCGUCUCAACCAAACACGGGUGUAUGGAACUGACACUUCAAAAAACGUGAGGAUUAGAAAGUAUACAAAAAACAAUGCGGUGAAGAUGGGGAUGCGGCCCUGAACCACCAUCAGGAGCGCGCGCUUCGUCUAAAGAUGCCACACCAGCAAACCACCGCAUCAUCUCCGACGAGGGACGCAUAUCCCUUGAGACACCGAAGGAACGCUUCGUCUCAACCAACCGAAGUAUGUUCGCAAACACUUAGCCGAAUUUGAAGAAGAUGAAACUUAUAAAGCAUGGAGUACAGAGACGAUACGACACUAAAAGGUCAUACUUCAAAAAAACUAUGAAGACGGAGCAACAAACAUCUAUACUUAGACAAAAAGAGAUCUCUAAUUGAUAAUUCAAAUCAUACAAGGAGGGCGCUUCGGCCGUUACAAUCAUCAGGGCGCUUCGGCCAUUAAAGACUACUACUACAAAUAAGGAAAGAAAACUAAGUACAAGAAACACUAAGCAGCUUGUCCUUGGCCACCCUCGACGGCUCCGCUGUCCGCAUCGUCUUGCUCAUCCUCAGUAUUUUUUGACUUGGUCGAGGUCCGGAAGAGGUAAUCAUCACUCUCGGUCCAGGGCUCGUCCUCUUCAUCCGAGCUCAGGAUGGGGGGCUGCCUUUCGGACAGAGGAAGUUUCAGCUCCUCCUCGGGGUCCUUCAUCAUCCGGGGAAGGCCGAUACCCCUGGGCUUCAGGUUCUUUACACGCCGGCGGAGGCGGCGGUAAACCAACAUCUGCAUACGCCUCUGGCCGAGGUCGUACCAGACUUCAAACUCCUCCUUCAGGCGGGCUCGGCCAGCCUCCUCCUGAGACCACGCUUCAAAGCGCUCCGCCACAACAUUGAAAGACCAAUCGCUUCGGGCCUCGUCCUUCCACCCCUCGGCCAUAAAAAGCUCAAUGGCCUUAUCGGCAGCUGCAAUCGCAUCGGCCUCAAGCUUCACAGCUCUUUCCUCUGCUAGCCGACGGGCAGCCGCUUCUUCGUCUAACUGAACCUUGAGGCGUUUCGCCUCGUCCUCAG
Molecule: messenger RNA, 6652 nt
Organism: Cuscuta epithymum
Lineage: Eukaryota; Viridiplantae; Streptophyta; Magnoliopsida; Solanales; Convolvulaceae
Source: the annotation of a GenBank genome assembly